AAAGAAGCAGCGGCAUAUUUUGGUAGUGUCGCAAUAUCUGCCCUUCGGGCCUGGGGAAAUACGCAGUCAGGAGAGCGAGGGGUAACGAACCCGGGACCGCCUUGGUGUGCUGUUACGUAACGCGACUGGGCAAGCCGUGGUAAGGGCCAGACGGAGGACAACUGCGGCCAGUGGAGCAAGUGUUGGGUGAUGUUCGGCUGUGUCCUCGUUUUUUCCCGGGACUGCACGGCUACCAGGGCCGGCCCGAUCUGCUCAUAAGGCAGGAAGACCGAACAGACACAAGAUGAUGAGCCUCAAAAUCAUCUUCAAGGCGGUGAUCUUUCAUUUCACGAUUGUCGUCACGGCGAUUGAGACGAACACGGUCACUUUGAGUGCACCUGCGACCACAGCGAAGUCGCUGACAGGUGCGACUGGAGAUGAUUAUGAAGACAUCAUGACUACAAAUUUUACACAGACCCUCACGUAUGUGGACAACGUGAACAAAUUAAACAUAAGUUCACAAGAUUUCGUAUCUGCAUUUGACCUAUCAAGUUAUCAAAACAACUGCACACAAACUUAUGAGAAUGUAGACGAAUAUCAGUACAUUUCGUACAGUGGACAAUUUCCUGAACAGUUGGCGGGGCUGGCCUCGGAGCUGCGCGACGAAUUUCAUGCACUCAUAACAACUGCCAUGCUUUUCACUUGCAGCAACAAUGAAACUACAGGACUUGACGUCAUCAAUAUGUCGCGAGCAUACGUGGAGAAAUGCAAGGAAUUUGUCGAGGAACUUAACGGCAGAAUGCUUGAUCAAAACACAACAGAAAUGCAAGAACUGAGCAUUCUUGAUCCAGAAUUAUAUGGGACAAGCAUAGGACAUGCUCAGUCUGUGAUGAGAGUCGUUGAACGCUUGAUAGAAAUGAUAACAGACGAAGAAAAAACUGAUGCACUGAAUCGAAUAAUUUACCAAAUUCAUGAAGAAAUGCACUUUUGCAACGAAACUUUAGCGUGGGACGGCAUUGUCAGGGCGUUUAUGGAAAUGAAGAACUUUCUGAUGACUCGUUUGGAGAGGGCAGAGAACCUGUCGGAAUAUUUUGAAGCAAACGUGUUCCUAAAUGGCAUCGUACCCAACCAUACUGCACGCUUCCUUGACGUACUUUACUGGAGAGACGAAGUAAAGGCAGCAGAGGGGACGAUACACAGGUAUGAGGGAUACCGCUCUAAAGCGCAGGGAAAUCAGAUUAUAAUCAAGUCGAAGCGUAUUAUCACCGUGAUUGUUUUUGCCGUUGGUAUAACGGGAAAUGGACUGCUGCUAAUGAUCUUCAUCAGGCACAAAGAAACUCGGACACUUCCAAACUCCAUGCUGAUAAACUUGACUGUUGUGGACUGUGUAUCACUGGUUGUAAACCUGAUUCUGGAAUACGCACGUGUAACCACGUGCUGGUCAUUUGGUCUGUUGGUCUGUAAGCUCUACUACUUGCUUCGUUACGUGUUAAUCGGUGUUAGCACUUAUUCCGUGGUGAUGAUAAGUGUUCAGAGGUUCAUGGCCGUCGCACAAACGUCUUCAACAAGCAAGUGUUACUUGGGCAAGAAAACAAAGUACGUCCACAUAGCAAUCGUGUGGGGACUGGGCUUCGUUCUGUCCGUGCCCCACAGUGUUGUUGCUAACCUUAACAGAGGACUUUGUUACGAGCUUUCGUUUGAAAACUACGGUCCUGUGAGUACAUCUGACCUCGUGAUGGUGUGUCUGAUCCCUGUGAUCACUGUUGCCGUGUUCUCAGGGUUGACAGCGGCUCGGAUAAGGAGAAGUGUUCGUAACAUCCCUGGUGAGGGGACGGGGCUGAAGCACACGAGACACAAUCGUAUGGUGUCCUCCAGCAUUCUGGUUGCACUUGUGGUUUUAUUCGUAGUCAGUUACACCCCGGAUUUCCUGUACAAGUUUCUAAUCACUGAGGUCCACAUUCAGACCACUGAUUGGGACUUCAAUACGCUUAACUUGGUCACGUAUUAUCUCCGAUUCGUGAACUGCUGUUUGAAUCCGUUGGUUUUGUUUGUGAUGAGCAAACGAUACAGAACUUACAUUAAGAGAGACGCUUUCUGUGGAGACAGGAAGGCACAGCCGGGAAGUAAAAGUGAAAUCACCACGGAAACUUCACUACAAACACAUCUCUGAUUUCUAAUUCUCUGCUUCCAUAAAUGGCCAAAUAGUAAGGUCAUGCACCCCCUCCGUAUUCGGCCUAUACGCUUAAGUACGUUUUAAAAACAAUAAUCGCAAGUAAAGUAUUCCCGAUGGAAUACUGUCCAGUAAAUGAGUGAUUACAGACGGAGUUGGGAUUGGUAACUGGAUUUAAUGGACACUUCUGACACGCAAUUCAUGAUUAUAUUUUCUCAAAUCACUGUUACACGCAGACUAAGGCCGCUUUCAGACAAGACACACGGUGGCUUGCGACUAGUGUCUGGGACACAGCCACUCAACGCCACAACACGCACACUUAGUGGCUCUGACGUCAGAACCCCACAUUAAUGUUUCCUUCAGUCAUUCAGAUGGAGGUAUCAAAAUGUUCAUCCACCAUUUCAUCAAUGACGCUAGACUCUGUAUGUCCCGUCUAAACGCUAGCAUACAACUCAAUACACUUCGAGUGGCCAGACCACAAGUCAGUGUCUCGGCCACCGAAGGGGAAAGACACAGCUGCGACACAGUGUCUUGGACGUGGGACACUGAGACGCUUGUGUGAAGGCUAGUAUUCACGCUAGUGUAUCUGCAGCCGCUGGAUACUGUGUCUUGUCUGAAGGCGGCCUAAUGUUCUCAGUCACGUUGCUUGAUAAUGGCUUCCAAAGGCGGACGUUCCUCUGUUUCCGGGUUCACGUCCUCGCCGGUUGGAGACCAUCUCACACUGAUCUCAGUCUGACCGCUGGCAUUUCCUUCUGCUGCUAGCUUCUGGGCUGUACUAACUGGCUUCCAAAGGCCAACAUCCUGCCUGCAGAUUCUCUCUCAACUGGUGUCACAGUCAAGAGUCAGUUACUUUACGACUGGCGGUUCACUGCGAAUCUGUUCG
This is a messenger RNA of Cryptotermes secundus, 3032 nucleotides long. RefSeq lists its product as uncharacterized. Gene Ontology annotation, biological process: G protein-coupled receptor signaling pathway. The record is from RefSeq and is a predicted model, not a curated record. Gene Ontology annotation, cellular component: membrane. Gene Ontology annotation, molecular function: G protein-coupled receptor activity. The transcript is spliced from 2 exons. Bases 284 to 2149 code for a protein of 621 amino acids. NCBI's taxonomy places the organism in Eukaryota, Metazoa, Arthropoda, Insecta, Blattodea, Kalotermitidae.